Callithrix jacchus (white-tufted-ear marmoset) is the source of this 1634-nucleotide messenger RNA. RefSeq lists its product as uncharacterized. The record is from RefSeq and is a predicted model, not a curated record. Lineage: Eukaryota; Metazoa; Chordata; Mammalia; Primates; Cebidae.
AUGUCAUCACUUUUCCUAAACAAAUCGCUGGAGGGGCUCAGAGAAGGGAGGGGCCCGGGAAACUGGGAAACUAGCUCCGCGCACAAGGAGGCAGCUCGCAGACGCACAAAUGCGAGUCCCCAAGGCAAAGUCGCCUCCAAGGCUUCUCUCAAACUUUGCUUCCUGCGCGUCUCUGACAGCACAGGACGUGUAGCCCCGCAGCUGUCAUCGGAAAUGCUGCUGGGAAAACCGGCGGGGAGGCGGUGGGGGCGGGCAGUUCAGCCGGUGUCUGCACCAGGGACAGUGGGGACUGGAAAUAUGGAGUUGAUGGGGACAAGUUGGUUUGGGGGCUGCUGCGAGGGAGCAGGGAGGGCGCGCGCACACACACGCGCGCGCACACACGGACACGCGCGCACACACACCGCGCAAACAUACGCACACAGGGGGCGCGAGAGCCCACGCCGGGCGUGUCAGGGAUCCCGAUGCUGCUCCCCACCCCUGACGGCGGCACUGGCUGACUGGGGCGGGGGCAGGGAGGCAGUUACCCGGGCCACGAGCGCCGCAGUCGCGUUCCCCGAGUGCCGCGGAUCCUCGUUUGCGGGCCGGGACGAGCUGAGCGCAGCCGGAUUCGCGGCGACAGGGUGCGGCGUCUGCGCCGCCACUUUAUCCCUGGGCCGGCUCGCCGGCGGGGGCGGCCCGAGGGAACUCUACAUCACUGCGUGUUCCUGGAGCGACUGUCAAUCAAAGUGACUCCCCCAGCCUAGGGCUGGCCCAGGGUCUGAGAAGGCCACAGGACUCCCUCUCUGAUGGACUCCUGAGCAGAGUACUGUGAACCAAGGACACAGCCAGAGCUCCCCCAUUCUCACAUAUGCUAGGUGAGGUGGCCAGGUGCUCCUACUGAGGGAGGCCUGCUUCGUGUCCUGAGCCCUGAGCUAUUGUUUUCAAGCCUGGCCUUGCAGUCUAGUUUACUCUAUGAGCUACACAAAAGACCUCCAAUAAAGUCCCUUUUGACUUAAGUCAGCCAGCUUGGGUUCUGUCACUUAACCUGCUGACUCAGCUGUUGUGAAAGUUCCUGGCAGGUAGAAAGAUGGCAGUGGAGAAUGUUAGUGGAGGGGCCUGCUGAAGAGGUUUCUAGAGGAACAGAAGUCCUGAGCUGUGAGCUCUAUAAAACUAAGGGAUCUUUUUGAACCAGCAAAGACAAGGCUCAAAGGCAGGAAGAAGGGGAAAUAGGGAUUCUGUCAAGCCAAGCAAUUGGCACAUUGAAUUCCCUAACAAGAAAUGGAUGUCAAGGAAACAAGACGAGAUGUUGCCCUGUACUUGAGGAUUUGGAAACUGAAAAAUGAGAAACUGAAAGAGGAAAAUGUCCAAGGACUCAGUAGGGGCUCCACCAAUGGUCACAGCCAAACAAUGCUUUACAGGCACCCCUUAAAAGUAAAACCAAAAAUUGUUUCCAGGACAGUCUGCACAAUAGAAAUUAGCAUUUAUUUACUGUUUCCUUCAUUCAUUCAUCUUCCAUGCAUCUGCUAAACACCUGCCACGUGCUGGAUGUCGAGCUAGAUGCUGGGUAAGGAGAUCACACCACCGCCCCUCCCCUCACAUUAUUUGCCAUCCAACAAGGAAGAGGGAUGAGAAGACAAGAUCAUCACAGCCAGAGA